Molecule: messenger RNA, 2682 nt
Organism: Pseudocercospora fijiensis CIRAD86
Lineage: Eukaryota; Fungi; Ascomycota; Dothideomycetes; Mycosphaerellales; Mycosphaerellaceae
Exons: 2
Coding region: 1-2682 (893 amino acids)
Biological process (GO): maturation of SSU-rRNA from tricistronic rRNA transcript (SSU-rRNA, 5.8S rRNA, LSU-rRNA); ribosomal small subunit assembly
Cellular component (GO): Pwp2p-containing subcomplex of 90S preribosome; small-subunit processome
Molecular function (GO): protein binding
Source: RefSeq, a predicted model, not a curated record
AUGAAAACGGACUUCAAGUUCUCGAAUCUGCUGGGCACAGUGUACCGCAAGGGCAACUUGGUCUACACGCCCGAUGGCAACGCCCUGCUGUCACCCGUCGGCAACCGAGUGUCGGUGUUCGACUUGACCAACACCACGUCACAUACUCUGCCAUUCGCCCACCGAGCCAAUGUUGCCCGCAUAGCACUGCAUCCCAAGGGCCAACUCCUGCUCACCAUCGACGAAUCCGGCCAUGCCAUCCUCUCCCAUCUGCACCGGAAAAUCCUGCUGUACCACUUCUCGCUCAAAAGUGCUGUCUCGUCGCUGGCCUUUUCACCCACUGGCAACCACUUUGCAGUCGCUCUGGGCAGGAAGAUCCAAGUAUGGAAAACGCCCUCAACGCCUGGCGCCGCUGAGAGCGCAGAUGGCGGCGAUGCUGGGCUGGAGUUUGCGCCCUUCGUCAGAUAUCGCGAAUAUGUUGCGCAUCACGAUACCGUCCAGCACAUCGAAUGGAGUAGCGACUCGAGGUUCUUCCUUUCCGCAAGCAAAGACCUGACCGCACGCAUAUGGAGCUUAGACCCCGAACCAGGAUUCACGCCGACAGUGCUAUCUGGACACAGAACAGCAGUCUAUGCGGCAUGGUUUAGCAGAGACCAGGAAACCAUAUACACGGUUUCGAAAGACGGAGCACUGUUCCAGUGGCAGUACUUGCCGCCUCCACACGCCGACCCUGAGAACAUCAACGAAGAGGACGAACGAUGGCGCAUCAGCGAGCGACACUACUUCUUCCAGGACCAAGCACAUUUGACCACCGCGGCCUUUCACCCGCCCUCAAACUUGCUCGUCACUGGCUUCUCGAAUGGCUUAUUCAUGCUUCACGAAUUGCCAGCUUUCAGUGAAAUACACAAGCUGUCCAUAUCGGCCUCAAACGUGGACACCGUAUCCAUCAACAAAUCAGGAGAGUGGCUGGCCUUCGGCUCGUCGGCUCUCGGCCAACUCUUGGUCUGGGAAUGGCAGAGCGAAUCAUACAUCCUCAAGCAGCAAGGCCAUUUCGACAGCAUGAAUGCCCUGACGUACUCGCCAUCAGGCGACCGAAUAAUAACGUGCGCCGAUGAUGGCAAGAUCAAAGUCUGGGAUACUGCAUCUGGAUUUUGCAUCGUCACCUUCACUGAGCACACUUCUGGCGUAACGGCCUGCGAGUUUGCGAGACGUGGAAACGUUCUUUUCACUGCUUCGCUGGAUGGCAGUGUGCGAGCCUUCGACCUGAUCCGCUAUCGAUGCUUCAGGACAUUUACGGCACCCAAGCGUCUCAGCUUCAGCUCCAUCGCAGUGGACCCAAGUGGUGAAGUAGUGGCAGCUGGUUCUCUCGAUGACUUCGAUAUCCACAUGUGGAACGUGCAGACUGGACAGCUAUUGGAUAACCUGAACGGCCACGAAGGGCCGGUAUCAAGUCUAGCAUUCGCACCCAAUGGUGGAAACCUUGUCUCUGGCAGCUGGGACCGCACUGUGAGAAUCUGGAACGUCUUCGAUCGCACACCCACAUCGGAGCCACUGCAGUUGCAGGCAGAUGUGCUUGCAGUGACAGUGCGGCCGGACAGUAGACAGAUCGCGGUAUCCACGCUCGAUGGUCAACUCACCUUCUGGAACCUCAGCGAAGCCACACAAGAAGCUGGACUUGACGGGAGGCGAGAUGCUAGUGGUGGCCGAAAGGCGACGGAUCGCAGAACAGCUGCCAACGUGACAGGCACCAAGGCGUAUGGUACCAUUGCCUACAGCGCGGACGGCACAGUCUUGCUCGCCGGUGGCAACAGCAAGUACAUUACACUGUACGCGGUCGAGACGGGUGUACUGCUGCGCAAGUUCACAGUGAGUGUGAACCUCAGUUUGGAAGGCACACAAGAGUUCCUCAACUCAAAGCUCCUCACUGAAGCCGGGCCACGUGCAUUGCUCGACGAACAAGGAGAAGCCUCAGACCUGGAAGACCGAAUGGACAACUCGCUCCCGGGUGCCAAACGUGGCGAUGCUGCUCAACGAAAGACCGGGCCUGAAGUCCGCGUAUCUGGUGUUGCUUUCUCCCCAACCGGCCGAGCUUUCACUGCCGCAAGCACCGAAGGACUGCUCAUGUACUCCUUAGACACCGGCGCUGUCUUCGAUCCUUUCGAUUUGGACGUCGAUAUCACCCCAGAAACCACGCUCGAAACACUUCAGAACCAAGAAUGGCUGAAAGCAAUAGUCAUGGCUUUCCGUCUAGGUGACGACAAGCUCGUACGGAAAGUCUACCUCUCUAUUCCCGUCUCUGAUAUUGGCCUUGUCGUGCGCGAUUUACCACAGGUCUACCUCGAUCGACUGCUGCGAUUCGUCGCGAAAGAAGCCGACCAAAGUCCACAUUUGGAGCUGAACUUAUUAUGGACCGAAAGCGUGCUCGGUCAACAUGGUCGACUUCUGAAGCAAAAACAAGGCGAAUAUGCCGAAGUCGUACGGAUGAUGCAAAGAGCUAUUGCCAGAGUCCAGGGCGAGAUUAUGAAAAUUGCAGAUCAGAAUGAGCAUACCAUUGAUUUCCUCCUGGCGCAGCCGAGGCGAGAAGCACAGCCUGAAACCCCCCUCAAAGCGAUCACGAAUGGCGGUGCUGAGGAGAGUGAUGAAGAAAUGGAAGAUGGUGCAGCAGAAGAAGAAGAAGAAGAGGGGUGGAUUGGCUUGGAAUAG